Molecule: messenger RNA, 3461 nt
Organism: Sebastes umbrosus (honeycomb rockfish)
Lineage: Eukaryota; Metazoa; Chordata; Actinopteri; Perciformes; Sebastidae
Product: T-cell differentiation antigen CD6-like
Exons: 13
Coding region: 88-2037 (649 amino acids)
Cellular component (GO): membrane
Source: RefSeq, a predicted model, not a curated record
GGAAGCCACACAGUGCCAACAGGCUCAGUAGCUGUUGUUCUACAUUACAGAGACAAUAGAAGCUGUUUCCCCCUUUCUGUCUACAACAUGAAGCUGGUGAAAUGCAUUUUAAUUGUCCAACUGAGCUGUCUUUGUCAAGCUUUACAAAACACAUCCACUCAAACGGACCCAACUGAUGUCCAAGUGACAGCAGAGGGAAAUAAUACAAGAGGGAUAAUACAAGAGGAAUUCAACAGUGACCCUUACGUUCACAAACUUGCUGGUAAAUGCAGCUUCACGCUCAGGAUGCGUGGAAACAGGAGCAGUGAUGUGGUGGCAUUACCAGCAGACUCUAUAGAUACGUUGGCUGAACAGAUGUGUCAGGAUCUCGACUGUGGAAGCGUCUAUCAUGUGGAUAAAAGCAGCUCACCUCCCAGUGCCACCUGCUACCACGACUGUUUGUACCGAGACGGUCGUUUGCAGAACUGUUCACAGAGUGUGGGAGGCAACUGCACUGUGAUCGCUGAAGCUGUUUGUGGCCACCAGGCUGUGCGGCUGGCAGCCAGCUCAGACCGCUGUGCUGGACGGGUGGAGCUGUGGAGAGAUGGGAGGUGGGGCACCGUGUGUGACGACCGGUGGGACCUGCGGGACGCCGACGUGGUGUGCGCCCAGCUCGGCUGCGGUUACGCCCUCAGGGUGACGGGACAGGGUGGCUCCUACCCCCCGGGCAAAGCAGGACCCGUCCACCUGGACGAGCUGAACUGUACCAGCAGAGAGGAGAACCUGUGGGCCUGUCCGGCCGCUCAGGACGAGCCUGACUGCGGACACAAAGAGGACGCUGGAGUCGUGUGCUCAGAGAUGAAAGCAGUCAGACUGACUGGAGGUCUGGACCGUUGCUCUGGUAAAGUGGAGGUCCACCGUAAUGGCAGCUGGGGUGCGGUGUGUGAUAACUGCUGGAAUAAAGACAUGGCCUCCAUGGUGUGCUCCAUGCUGCAGUGUGGUGAACCGCUGAAAUUCUCUCAGUUUCUUCCUCCUCUCGCCCUCAACAACGGGACACAGUGGUUUUACCAAUGCAGUUCAAAUAUGCAGAAUCUGUGGCAGUGCAUGGAGUUCGUCAACAAACCACAUCUGUGCAUGUCCGCUAAAGCAUCCGGCGUCAUCUGUAAUGGUUCCCUGGGGUUUCCUUCAGCCACCACCACCACCACACCUAAUGUAACUGUAAUGACCGACUGGACGACCGGUGUAACCUCAGACGGUUGUGCUAAAGGAUUCUCAUUAGGUUCUACACUGCUUCUCAGCAUCAUUGCUCUGGCUCUUCUCCUCCUCGUGGUUCUCAUUACAAACUCGAUGCUCUGCUGCCAUUACAGGAGAAGACACGCGUACUUGCUCCAGCAGACUCGCACCAACCCACGACCUCCCUCUGAACAUCAUCACAACAGCUACCAAGACGCUGUCGACCUCGUCAAGGUCACUUCCAACCCACUGCAGACAGAAGUCCCCUCCAAUCCCAGGUAUCUUUGGACCCAGCUUAGUAGUGUUGACAGCACGUCAGUAGAUACAGACUAUGAGCAGUAUGAGCCAAACAAUGACCCGUCUGUCCCUUUAUCAACCUUUCGGAAUUCUCAGAGGUACAGAGCAGACGUGAACCCUUUGAUGAGGCCCUCAGGUCUCGACAGCCUCUUCGAGGAAGCCCCUGAACCCGCAGAGGAAGUGAUGGGAGUCUUUAAUGGCGACCCCGCAGAGGCUCAAUAUGCCAGAGUGUCAAGGAUCACAGUGGACUCAUUUGAUACCUCCAGCACCUCCUCCGGGGAAUGCUACGAAAACACAAACAACGGCUAUGUCAAGGUCACUCCCGAGCCAGGAGCAGGCCAGUCAUCUGUUGCCAAUGAUGCUUUUGACCCUUCGAGGUUCACCUACAGCAAAGAUCAACUUUACCCCGGACAAGAAACCAACCUGCAGAAUUCAGGUGAUGAAGAUGACGGCCCCCUCUACUCUCCUGUGAGCCCCGACCAAAACUCUUCAUCUGACGAUGACUACGAUGACAUCGACACAGCAUAGUAACCAGAGGAGGUAACUCACAGACCAGGGAUUGUGGAACGGAAGCUGCAAAACUGCAGUGAAAGGAAACAUGUACUGUACUGUGAGACCAACAACCUGUUUAGACUGAGUAAACCCAAUGAACCCAUUUAGUGAUUUACAGGCUAAAAAAAGUCUACACAUUUAAAACUGGACUAAAUUUGGUUAAAAAGUGUAGGUUUAGGUUACUUAUAACCAUUGUUUCAACAGCAUUACAAUGGCUACACUUCCUUGUGUGCAAUAGACAACACUGGAAUGCUGUUGAUAGAGUUAUAUGUGGCCUGGGGAUCUAAAAAUUAAACCAAAUUCAGACAAAUUUUGACCCAGAUUUCAUCACUGACUUUUGACCUGCAACUUACUAAAUUACUCUUUCCUGUGAACAACAAUAAUUUAGUGUUUUGCAAUUGCUAAAACACAAUUUCUUAAACUUUGUCGAAACUCUACAGACAAAAUCCAAAACAUAUACAUGAAAUACAAAAUAUCUUACAUCUCUUGCAAAGGCUAAUUCUUCUUUCAAAACGACAUAAACUCUUCUAAAAAUGGUAUUCUUGCAUCACAACUUUACACACAAACAUAAAAGAAAUAGUACUUUCCAGAUGCCAACUGCACAGUGAUGUGCUAAGUAUAAAACACUAUUUGGCAUUUUCAUUUGUAGCGUGCUAUAAAUAUAGACUAUGCACACAAAUGCAAUGUGUUUAUUCUCAAUACUCAUAUACUCAUAACACACAAUGACUUUAACUGAAGAUGACAUGAACAUAGUUACUGUAUUAUACUGUAAACAAAAUACAAUAUAUUGCAAUCACAGUCCUCUACGGUACGUUCACACCAAGCGCGAAGUGAACUUUUCGUGCAGCGCCAUUACAUACAAAGUCAACACAAAGAGGCGAAUAGACACGAAUUCCCGCCGGGUGACGCAAAUGGCGUGACGCUAAAUUUAGCGUCAUUCAUUCCCUGAAAUAUUUCAACUCGAGCGAGAAAUUUGCGUGACGCUGUGUCUUGAAAGUCUCUCAGAGUUGAGAUUCUCCUCCGGUCGUCACUGACGUCCUGACGUUGUUCAAUCAGAAAUGGAGGAAAAAAAUAUUGUAGCUGUUUGUGGGCAUCCAGAGCUACGAUAGUACCUCAUAUCUGUACAGAGACCGGACAAAACUCUGUGUAUAUAUGUAUGUGUAUAAACCACAGACUGUCUAUGGUAGAAACAACCACAAAGUAGUUUGCUUGUCGUCUUGCGGACAGACUUGACAAAGCAUGAAUUCAGUUAUUACUUGUAUACUUUGAUUCGUUUACAAUAACGUUGCUGCUGUAUUUAUGCUUAGAUGACGUUAUGUUGAGUGUUGAUGGAGCAGCUACAAUGUUAGCAUAGCCUAGCACGGAUCAAUCCAAACUCCAUUCAGAAAACAAGCAUUUUA